Cavia porcellus (domestic guinea pig) is the source of this 2619-nucleotide messenger RNA. It is a transcript of the gene Tmem33, whose product is annotated as transmembrane protein 33. Gene Ontology annotation, cellular component: endoplasmic reticulum; membrane. Lineage: Eukaryota; Metazoa; Chordata; Mammalia; Rodentia; Caviidae. Gene Ontology annotation, biological process: membrane organization; endoplasmic reticulum tubular network organization. The transcript is spliced from 7 exons. Bases 342 to 1085 code for a protein of 247 amino acids. The record is from RefSeq and is a predicted model, not a curated record.
GUACUUCCGAGUUAGGCAAUAGCCUGAAGCCGGCUGCAUUAGGCGGCCCAUUAGGGCUUUGCUUGAAAGCCCCGCCUUUGUUUCGGUCUUUCUAGAAAGCCCGCUUCGAUCUCGGCGUUGCGGGACAGGUAUUUCCCGACUGCCGUGGUGUCUUUGCGGCAGUGUGUUGCACAGUGUCCGGCGAAACCUUGCCCUCUGGAGUCUGGAAGUUCCUGCAAGGCGCGGCGGGCCUGUGGCACCCGGCAAAGAAACCAGUUACCCGGGGCGCGGUCCCGGCGCUGACGUUCUGUCACUUCUUCUUGCUCCGCGAUUACAGCGUAGCAGACGCGAAUUUGUCUCCCAUGGCUGAUACGACCCCAAACGGCCCCCAAGGGGCGGGCGCUGUGCAAUUCAUGAUGACCAAUAAACUGGACACAGCAAUGUGGCUUUCUCGAUUGUUCACAGUUUACUGCUCUGCUUUGUUUGUUCUACCUCUUCUUGGGUUGCAUGAAGCAGCAAGCUUUUAUCAACGUGCUUUGCUGGCAAAUGCUCUCACCAGUGCUCUGAGACUGCAUCAGAGAUUACCACACUUCCAGUUAAGCAGAGCAUUCCUGGCCCAGGCUUUGUUAGAGGACAGCUGCCACUACCUGCUGUAUUCGCUCAUCUUUGUCAAUUCUUACCCUGUGACAAUGAGUAUUUUCCCAGUCUUAUUAUUCUCUUUGCUUCAUGCUGCCACAUACACGAAAAAAGUCCUUGAUGCAAAGGGUUCAAAUAGUUUACCUCUACUGAGAGCUGUCUUGGAUAAAUUAAGUGCUAAUCAACAAAAUAUUCUGAAAUUCAUUGCUUGCAAUGAAAUUUUCUUGAUGCCUGCUACAGUUUUUAUGCUUUUUAGUGGCCAAGGAAGUUUGCUCCAGCCUUUUAUAUACUAUAGAUUUCUUACGCUUCGAUACUCCUCUAGAAGAAAUCCUUAUUGUCGGAACUUGUUUAAUGAACUGAGGAUUGUUGUUGAACAUAUAAUAAUGAAACCUGCCUGCCCGCUGUUUGUGAGAAGACUUUGCCUCCAGAGCAUUGCCUUUAUAAGCAGACUGGCACCAACAGUUGUGUAGUUUAACAUUUAGUUAAGCUAUGUACAUAAUAUAAGCAUUAUUAGCAGCUGGUACUUCUACUAGGGGUCAAAAAUUCCAGGUCUUAAAAUGACCACAAUCCAAUUUACGUAACUUAAAUAAUUGCAUCUCAUUGGAAAAGUAAUCAUUUCCCUGGCAUGUUAAAUCAAGCCUUUUUAAUAAAAGUUUCAGAAAAUUUUACUGUGCUCUGUUGCUAAUGGAAAGGGGAGUUUGUAUCUAGUGGUAAAUAUACCAAAUUUUUUUAGAUGCUGCUGUGCCUGUAUCAUGAAAUACAUUUAUUUCUUGUAAAGUUCUGAAAUUUGUUUCACUCUAAUUAAUAAUCUUGAGUUUUUAUCUAGCAUGAGUUCAGAAUAAUAAUAACGUGUUAAUUCAGUGUAUUUUGAGACAGUAUUCUUUUGCCAUUCAGUAAUUUUCAUUGAUGCCUUUAACAAAUUAUUCUCACUGUAAUUUUAUUUCAAAUUGUUACUGACUUUGCUGCCUUGCUAGGACAGCUGUUAGGGUUCAUGUAACUAUUUUAUAUCAGAAAGUAGUAGUGACAGCUUCCCUUUUAGAGACUCAUUGAGUAACAUUCGUCAAUCAUAAAAUCUUUUUACAAACAUGAACCAGAUAGGUUAUUAGUAUAAUUAUAGUUUGUGGAGUUAUCAAGUUCAGAUUCUUGACUCUAGUUUUUGGGUCUCUUAGGCUUGAAUUUUUCUGGACAGUUGCAGCAGUUAAGAGUCCAUAUGAAAGAAAUGUAACUAAAGAUUGAGAAUAUGUGACUGGGCCUAGGGUUUAGCUCAGGAGCACAAGCGCUUGACUGACAAAUGUGAGGUGAGUUCAAUCUCUGGUACCACAAUCAGAGAGAGAAUACAUGACUAGUGCUCAUGUGUGUUCUAAAAUAAUAAAGAUAUUCGGUAGAUUACAUAUUUUCCCAUCAAAUUUCACUUAAAAGGUUAAAUGGAAAAGUUUAUAGGAUUGCAGUUCAUUGAGGGUAUGGUUGAGGGAGGAGGUAUGGGCAAGUGUGGAUUUCAGUUUGACAGUUUCAGUUCACUGAUUGGGGAAUUGGAUAUAUUGUGAAGCUGUGACUUGAAUUGUAUAACAUGUUAAAUCGUGUUCAUUGAGCUCCUGUCAACUGCUUUAUAAAAUUUAUUCUGAUCCUUGCUACUAUUGCAUGAUUGGAAAUGUUUAAAAGAUUGCACAAUUUUAGACUAAUGAAAUGGUUUUUGUAACCAGUUUUCUUCUCUCUGCAUGUAAUUUGGAUUUCUCAAAUACAUUUAUUAGUGACUUAUCAGUAACAUUUUUCCUUUUGUUCCUAAUUUAUAAAAAGUGAUAUUCUUAGGAUAGAUUACCAGAAAAAUUCUACUUGGUAGCUUAACAACUGACUAUUUUUGUAUUUUUGUAAUAUUUAUCCACUGAAUUGGAGAAGCAACCUCAUAAUAUACAGUUGAUUUUGUAUGUGUGUGUGGCUAUUUAUGUAAUUGAUGGUUUUAAGAACUAAACUUUUUAGAGCAAUAAAGUGACUAUAAUGUUAAGUAAA